Molecule: messenger RNA, 1885 nt
Organism: Botrytis cinerea B05.10
Lineage: Eukaryota; Fungi; Ascomycota; Leotiomycetes; Helotiales; Sclerotiniaceae
Exons: 1
Coding region: 267-1682 (471 amino acids)
Biological process (GO): lipid catabolic process; proteolysis
Molecular function (GO): triacylglycerol lipase activity; serine-type peptidase activity
Source: RefSeq, a predicted model, not a curated record
GAAGAGAAAGUUGGGUAGAUCAUGAGGAAAUUGAAAUUCGCAGGACAUGCAAUAUUCUUUUUGGAUAUAUGGAUCAUUCUCAUAACACUUACAGCGUUAGCCAUCAUUAAUUAAACUUUAACGAAAGGAGAACUACAUGAACUUAACGUCCGCAGGUUCCGACCUGAGGAUGCUCUGCUAAAUCUUUGAGCAUAUAUAAGUGUACUCUUUUCUCGUCUCCUUCCAAUCACCAUCUUUAUCAAACUGUACAUACUCACUCUACCAUCAUGAUCAUCAUUACAAUUCUUUCCUUUCUAUAUCUGGCAUUACCAGCGAGAUCAGCAACCGGCCAAGCAUCAAACUUCAAUGUCAGCAUAGUUGAGCUCCAAUCAUAUGGGUGUAAUGCGUCCUGUCAAGCAAUCCUAUCCAUAUCUAAUACUGCCGACCUCGAAACCGUCGGUACAGAAUUCGACUUUGAUUUCUACAGUACAGCAAACAAUUUCUCUUCCUCUGCUCCAGGCGACCUUCUAAAACUGCAACCAGUCGAUAGCUCUGCCCUGAGCAUACCCGAUGGCACUGCAACUUUUCGAUUUCAGUAUACUUCCAUAGACUUAGAUGGUAGUAUCGUACCAUCGAGUGGCUUCAUAGCAUUUCCUUUUGCCUCACCAGCAAAUGGGAGUCAGUUUCCCCUUGUCGCCUAUGCCCACGGUACACUUGGUGUUCAUCGAGGAUGCGCGCCAUCAUCUUCCCCAAGUCUUUUCAACUAUAAUAGCUGGGCUCAAUUGUUGUAUAGUGGCUAUGCUGUUGUAGCCACCGAUUACGCCGGUCUCGGCAACAACCAUACCUUACACAAAUACAGUGCUUACACGGCUCAUGCCAAUGAUGUACUCUAUUCCAUCCAGGCAGCUCGGAAAGCAUUUCCCGGUGUGUUCACAAAAGAAUGGGCGAGUUUGGGGCAUUCUCAAGGUGGUGGCGCCGUGUGGAAGCUAUCGGAGCACCCUCUUAUACAAAACCAUACCUCUGGAUAUCUUGGAACAGUUGCCAUAUCUCCCGGAUCCAAGAUUUUUGACAUGGCGGUCGAGACCUUCGAACGCAUAGUCCCUCGUCCUGAUUUUCAUCAGUUUGUCGUUACUGCCGAAUUGGGCCAAGUUAUUUACGGCCUCAAAGCAAUCUUUCCCAAUUACACGUCGCCAUUUUUGGCCUAUGGGAUGAACAAGCGGGUGGAGUUGGCCAAUAUAAUGCAGUCUUGUACUUUGGCUUUCAUGGGCCUCUCCCUAGACUUGCCACGGGACCAGUUCGUAGUCGCUAAUGGAACACCUGCGAAUGAUGAACUUUUCAAAAAAUUUCAGGAUAUGAACGCCCCAGCACAAGGUGAUCGAGCUUCGAAGCCAAUAUUGAUCAUUCAGGGAUGGAACGAUACUUCGGUUCUCCCUGAAAGCACCUUGACGUCAUUCCAGGAAACCGUGAAAGCAGGCAAUGUUGCGCAUUUGGUUAGAUACCCGGGACUGGACCACUCUGCGACAAUCACAGCUUCUACUCCUUUGUGGUUGAAAUAUCUAGCUGAGCUGUUUGCUCAUAAGAAGCAAUCUCGCAAGUCGUCGGAUACCACGAUUGUGCCAUUCAAUUUGGACGUGGCCAAAACCCCAUUAGAGCUUCCUCUCAACGAGGAACCUCUGUUGAGCUUACUGGGAGGGGGUGAAUGAUAGAAAAUCAUGCUGACGAGGAGAAUGUUUACAAGAGUGUCACCCGUUUGAGUAAGAACUUUAAUGGCUCGCAAAGUUCGUGGCGCUCUUGACAGCUUCUAUCCAUGCGCUUUAGAAAAUUUGAGUUUAGACUUUUAGUGCGCAGGCAAACCCGUCGAAGAUUUUGUAGAUAUAAAUUGAAUCUGAAUAACUUUAUUUUUACA